AUGUCUGCUGUGGGCCAGUCAGAAUAUAAGGAAGACAAAAGGGGGUCUUUUAUGAAGCAAAAUAGUUUUUCUUCUGAGGCAACUUUAUCUCUUUCCAACUUCAAGGUUUCAUUUUUGGACCGUAAAGUUCCCUUACUUCUAUGUGUAACUGCGACAAUCUUAAUUGCUUUAAUUGCUGUAAGCAUUUAUGCAGUUUAUGUUUCACUAUUUCUUCACGGUUAUAUACUGAUAUCGAAGGAAUCAAAUGUGGAAACCAGAUGUGGUGUUGUAAAAGGCUUUAUUAGUAACGAUAUUGUGCAUUACCUUGGAGUACCUUAUGCCCUUCCGCCUAUUGGAACGCGUCGAUUUCGUAAACCUGUUGAACUUACUACAAAUGCUUUAUGUUUAGAGGCGUGGAAUACGCCGCAACACCGGCAGGUACCGGUUCUUGAUGCCUUUACUUACCGUAACGUGUGCAUGCAACUUCUACCAAUAUCUAAUGAGAUAAUUGGUAGUGAGGACUGCCUAUAUCUUAACAUUUUUGUUCCUCGCACUCAUAAGCCAGAAGAAUUACACCCUGUUAUUUUUAUAAUUGGUGGUUUCUUUUUUAACUAUGGUGGAUCUUCCAAUGGAUCGACCUUCCUACAUCAUCCUGAUCCUGAAACGAUUAUCAACUUGAACGCCAUCCAAGUUACAUCAAAUUACAGGUUGGGGCCCUUUGGGUUUUUAACUCAUCCAUCUACAAAAGUGGCAAACAUUGGUGUUCGCGAUCAACUAGCGGCUCUUCGGUGGGUGCGAUCUAAUAUACGUUAUUUUGGUGGGGAUCCACUCAAAAUAACAGUUUUUUCAUAUGGAUCGGGUGCAACAAUAUCGUUAGCCCUACUCGGGUCUCCCUUAGCUCAAAAUCUUUUUGAAAAGGCUUGGAUCAGCGCACCUGCUCUCCGAAAACCAGAAAUAACGCUCACUUCAGCUGUCGAUGCAUCAAGGAAUGUCUUCAAAUGUGAACACGCAGACUGUGAUCAAAAAGGAGAAGAUAUUUUACGUCUUUGGAAUUGGACCAUUGUUGAGCCUUGGAUAGAACAAUUGUUUACGCUCCCAUCCGCAUCAAACAUUCACUGUCUUCCUGGGUUGCCUUGCCGUGGGGGAAUUUUGGUAAUAGACGACGAAGUUAUUACCAAUGUUUCUUGGAAUUCUCCACUUUCCCCGAUACCGAUCGUGCUCGGUCAAAAUUCGCACGAAGCCGAAGCAUAUCCCUUCCCCAACACUGUGCAGCUUUGGAAUUUUGCUAUAAUGUCAGGCUAUAUAAAGAACAUUCUCGGGGAGAACAGCUCUGAGUUCAAGCUAAUCAAUGAUUAUUACCUUUUAAAAAAUACGGCUAUAGGAAUUGCGUCCCAGAAUCACUCUUCGAACUGGCCAAGUAUUGUGGACAAAUAUUCCCAGAUUGUUACAGACAUCCGAGUCACGUGCCCUUUACAAUCGUAUGCACGAUCUCUUAGGCGUGUACAACCCAUUUUACGGUACUACAUUCGCAGUCAACAUGCUCAUUUUAACCCCUAUGGUUUGGAUUCCUUUGUCUCAUCUGCAUUUCAUGGCUGGGAUGCGUUUCUGCUCUUCAAAAUAUUCCGCUAUCACCCCGACUACAUCUAUGCUGUGAACAAAUCUUUCCUCUCUGACAAGUCACUGGAGAAGCUUAGCGACAACUUUUGCACCUCAUUAAAGCACUUUGUUUGGCGUGGCACAAUGUUUCCGGGGAAAAAGAACACACUUUUGACAAUUUUUGAGAACGAAAUUGUCUACUCUACUUCGGUUGAUGAUAUAUCAAUGUGUCAAAAAUGGAAUGAUUUACUUUCACACUCCCCCUAUCUUUAUGCUUGGAAAGCGUAA
Echinococcus granulosus is the source of this 1863-nucleotide messenger RNA. RefSeq names its product Para-nitrobenzyl esterase. Lineage: Eukaryota; Metazoa; Platyhelminthes; Cestoda; Cyclophyllidea; Taeniidae. The transcript has a single exon. The record is from RefSeq and is a predicted model, not a curated record. Bases 1 to 1863 code for a protein of 620 amino acids.